GAUUCAAGUGGUAACUUCAAUGAUAGGUGUAAUUUUACGGUUACUGUUGAAGACAAAGAACUACCCGUUCCUAGUUGUCCAUCACUAGUUACUGGUGUGACUGAUGAUCGAAAACCAAAUGGCACAGUAAACUACAAUAUUACCAUCAUGGACAAUGUUCAGGUUGCUAUGUUUUCAACCAACUCUACAGACAUCAACCCUGCUACAAUGACAAUUGAUGCAGCUUACGCUGUGGUUGAGACUACUGGGGUAUUGCCAAUCGGACAAACUGUAAUUGAAUACAUCUUCGCCGACAAUGCUACGCCUACAUCAAAUGAAGCAACAUGCUAUAUUACAAUACAAAUUGAAGAUAAUGAGAGUCCCGUUAUAAAUUGUCCAAAAAAUGUCACUUCAAACAACUACAUUGCUGAAUAUUUUGGUGUGAUAAAUGUUAACACAGAUGAAGGAAGUCCAAAUGCCACU
Molecule: messenger RNA, 462 nt
Organism: Anneissia japonica
Lineage: Eukaryota; Metazoa; Echinodermata; Crinoidea; Comatulida; Comatulidae
Product: hyalin-like
Exons: 3
Source: RefSeq, a predicted model, not a curated record